AACAUUAGCAACGCUCACACCGAGGCUGACGUGAUACUUGCAAGCCAAUCUCUGCUGAAGAAAGAUUAUCCGCAAGGUUAUAAAUAUGCAUGUAAUCGGCCAUUCACAGGUUUUCCACCAGAUCUUGGGUUCAACGACGGCCUGUCUGCGCCGCAGCCUGAUUACGUCCAGGGUCUUGCACAAAGUGCAUUCGGGCCAUUCCCGGCUGAUGAGCAGCUGAAUGGAGCUAUUCUCUACAAGAACGACUAUGACCCCAUAACCCUGCCACAUCUAGCUGGCGAGUGGAAAGGCCCUCUCAGACUGACAGGAGCCAAGGUGCAGAGCGCCUAUGACGGAGCCUGUCUUGUCUAUUCGAGGAACCAGGCUCUCUCGUAUCUCGGAACGCCUGAUCCCCCUGGGCACGCCCAAGUUACAACAUUUACUUUGGACGGCACACUCCUCAACCAGUUUGCACACUAUGCCAGGCCAUCCUCUACAGAUGGUAGGCCUGAAUACCAUCAGUACCCUAUCAACUCGACACUUCUUACCAAUUCUUACCAGGAGUUCAAGACUGGCCGAAAAGAGCUCCGGAAUGCACAGGACUACGCCAUGGGGCAGUCCCACCAGCUGAGGGACCAGCUGAGGGACCACUGGCGGGAGCAGCAGCGC
This is a messenger RNA of Cryphonectria parasitica EP155, 648 nucleotides long. RefSeq lists its product as uncharacterized. The record is from RefSeq and is a predicted model, not a curated record. NCBI's taxonomy places the organism in Eukaryota, Fungi, Ascomycota, Sordariomycetes, Diaporthales, Cryphonectriaceae. The annotation marks the transcript as partial. The transcript has a single exon.